Molecule: messenger RNA, 1811 nt
Organism: Choloepus didactylus (southern two-toed sloth)
Lineage: Eukaryota; Metazoa; Chordata; Mammalia; Pilosa; Megalonychidae
Product: transmembrane protein 205-like
Exons: 5
Coding region: 598-1161 (187 amino acids)
Source: RefSeq, a predicted model, not a curated record
CCCGGCCGCCCGCCCCAGCCGGCCCCGCCCGCGGAGGAAAAGGAGCGCCCGGGGUCCUUCCCCCGACGCGCCGCGCCCAGCCCGGCCGCCUCGCUCCGGCUCCCGCUCCCGGAGCUCCGCCGUCUGCUGCAGCGGGGCCGAGGCUGGGGGGCUCCGCACUCGGAACCGGAACGCCAGGUCCGCCGGAACCACCCGCACCACCCGAACCACCCGGAGCCCCUCUGCUGCUCCUUGGCCUGUGGGGCUCCUAAGCCCGUGCCCGGUCCACUAUCCUGGCAACCAAAAAAGAUAGCAGAGAUCAGAGAAGGCAGACCCGUGGCUGGGGAGACCACGAGCCUCUGGGAGGAGCAGCGAAGUGGCCGCGCUGGUCUUGAGCCUGUGAACGCUGUCGCUGUGGCUUGUGUGCGAGUGGGCACCUCGGAACAGGACUCUUCCUUCAUUCAACCAUUCGUCAUCACACUCACUGACCUCCCACGGUGUGUCAGGCCCUGGGCACUCUGGCCCCUACCCACCGAGCCCACCUAAGAAAGGCACACACCAGACAAAACAGCAGGAGUUGGCUCGGGACGGACAGAGAGAUUGCUGGUGGCAGGCACCAUGCCUGCAGACAGGGAGCCCUCAGACCUCAUCAAGACCCUGCACCUGGUCUUCCUUGCCACUUUCUGGGGCAUGCAGAUCUGGGUGACAUUCAUUUCAGGCUUCGUGAUGGGCAGCAGCUUACCGCGGCACACGCUGGGCUUCAUCCAGAGCCGCCUCUUCCCCUUCUACUUCCACACUGGUUCUGUUUGUGCCUUCUGCAACCUGAUGCUUUUUGCCAUGUACCACCCACGGGAGCUCCUCAACGAGAAGGAGGCCACCCAGCUGGUCAUCUUGUUUCUAUGUGUGGCCAUGGCCAUGCUGAAUGCCCAGUGGUUUGGACAGAUGACAUCGGACAUCAUGGGUGACAUGCACCUCAUUGAACAGAGCUAUGGCCUGGGCCAUGACAUUGGCCUCUUCUCCAGGAAGUCCUACACCCAUCUGCGGGCCACCAACCCCCGCUACCAGGCCCUCUGCAGCCAGCUCACCCGCUACCAAUGCCUGUCAUCCCUCUGUAACCUGGGCUGCAUGGUCUGUAACGGCCUGAGCCUCCUCUACCUGGCCACACACCUCUCCACGCUCUAGUCCCUCCUGACAGAGGAGGGGCUAUGUGGCAUUCUGCAGAUGAGCCUCUAGCUCUGUCAGGGGUGAGGAGGGAAAAUAACCUGCUGUGCUCCAAAGACCCUCGAAUCUACACCCUCCCCUAAACCUGGAAUGUAAGAGCUACAAGGGGCUAUAAGGACAAGGAGAGUUGGAGGUGCAAAAUGGGCCUGGCCCUGGUCUUUACACAGCAGCUCUGUCCCAUGAGGCCAGUGGGGAAGCUGACACCUGCUCUCCCCCCAACUCCCAGGGUUUGUGUUGGGCUCAGUCUCUGCUUCCCAUGUCAAGGGUGGAGAUGAAAGUGCUACAGAACCAGACAACAUGGCAUACAUCCAGUCCUUCCUUUCCCUUUCCCAUUUUACAGAUGUGUGGAGAGAAGGAAUGUCUUAUGACCUUGGAAUGACGGUGGGUCAGGGUAAGACCUCCAGGCCUCCAUUCUCAUGGGGCCAGUAGCACAUGAAUACAGAAUCACAUCUCAGAAGGGUUGGGACUGUUUUCCUUUUCCCAUAUCUGCUGGUGAUGUGAGGGCCUAAGGACCAGAAACUACUCUUACAGACUUAUUAUAAAUGUUCCAACUUACUUGGGCUAGUGACUAUUGUGAAACCAGUCAGACUGAAUAAAAGUUCUCUAUUUUA